Molecule: messenger RNA, 1767 nt
Organism: Anthostomella pinea
Lineage: Eukaryota; Fungi; Ascomycota; Sordariomycetes; Xylariales; Xylariaceae
Source: the annotation of a GenBank genome assembly
AUGCGCCAUGACCACACAAGUGUCCGCGGAUAUUUUGAGCGGGAGCAGCUAGGUCUCAAACGGAUUUGCACAACAUGGAUUGCCACGAAACUAUCGGAUGUGUUGAGUUCCGUCCACAAAGGCUGGUAUGGCGGCGAGAUUGAACAUCAGCGACUGGAUUCGACAGUAGAAAAUCGCACCGAAAUGAAAUUCAUCGUAGAAGCCCCUGAAGUUGACCGUACUUUUCAGCUUGGCACGUCAUACACAAUUGAUGUUGACGUUGUUGCGUCUGAUGUCGCGCCAGAGUCUACUUUCCAGCCUGACGAUAACACGGGAUCACGAGUAACCCUUGACCUGGCCAAAGCUUGGUUGGAAUCAUGUGAGACAUCACAUGCUGCUUGUCGGUCCAUGCGAGUAGCACAAUGGAGGCCGUCUCGCCUACUCCAUUGGCCUUCGAUUCCCGCUUUCCAGGACCACCUUAGUGUUCACGAAGGCGAGCGGGAAGAGUACGAUUCUAACGUGAGGUAUUUGACCCUGAGUCAUCGAUGGAUUGCAGAGAAAGAGAUGCUCCUCCAAAGGGCCAACAUGGACGAGCUCAGGCAUGGCGUAAGAUUUGAGGGACUCAAAGCAUCCAUUCGAGAUGCUAUCAAGGUCGCGAAUCAUCUUGGCUACACUUACUUAUGGGUCGAUACCCUAUGCAUUGUACAGAACGAUCCGAAGGACCUCGCCUUGCAAAUCUCGCAAAUGGACAAGGUCUACCGCAACUCAGCCUGUAAUAUCGCAGCUGCCGAUGCGAAGGACGAACAUGAAGGAUGUUUCUUUGAUCGUGGUCGAAGCGCAGUACAAACUUUUCGGGUCUACUGGGAAUGUCGAGCGCUAGAGGCCUCAGAAGCACGCCCAGAGGGCUUCGUGACAAGGGAGAUUCUCAGUUUGGGGCUGAGCUCCAUAUUCCAGAACUCGGGGCAGUUCCUCGGGGCGCAGAAGCCAUUCGACCAGUGGGAGGCAUGGAGCAACGUGGUACAAGAGUUCUCCUCCCGCGGUCUCACCUUCCAAGAAGACAAACUUUACGCUUUGGCAGGCGUCAGUGCCCUCUGGCAAACUAUGUUCAGCGACCAGCACCUUGCCGGCCACUGGCGGAGUAUGCUGCCUCUUGACCUUUUAUGGGGAACGGCCAGGGGUGCCCCAACGCGUCGGAUCGCUCGCGAGCAGUCUGUGGCACCUUCCUGGUCCUGGGCAUCAGUAGACGGCAAGGUUUCAUUGCCAGCACAGAAAUGGUUCCAACCAGAAGUUCCUGCGUGUACUGGAGAAUGCUUGGUCACGCUUGUAGCUACGGUCGGGCACAAAGACGCAGUGGGUAAUCGAAACGUGGGUGGCGAGAGUGCCGCCUUGAGACCUCAUAAGGAUAUUGUGCUUCGCCUUCAAGGCCAAGUCGCACAAGCCAAAUGGACGAGAAUAGUCGGGGAAGAUGAUAAGCCAGGUUUCCAGCUUGUGCCCCAUCAGGCGGUGCAUGAUACCACAAGCACCGCAUAUACCAAACCUGGUGGCCUUGCCUACUGGACCUCAUUGAGCUUCGACGAUGACACUCAACCACUCCCCGAGAUCAUUCACUUUAUCGCAAUCAUGAAAGGUUUCCCAUUAUACCCCGGAUAUAGUGCCACCAAUGGUCUCAUACUAACGCCUGCUGCUGACGAUGAUGACAUACGUCUCAUUCGCAUUGGCCGCUUCACGCUGGUGGACCCAGGCUAUGAUGAUCUCGAGCCGGUAGAAAAGAUCAUUGAACUUGCUUGA